Messenger RNA from Asparagus officinalis (garden asparagus), 2257 nucleotides. Its product is annotated as vacuolar-sorting receptor 6-like. Gene Ontology annotation, molecular function: calcium ion binding. NCBI's taxonomy places the organism in Eukaryota, Viridiplantae, Streptophyta, Magnoliopsida, Asparagales, Asparagaceae. The record is from RefSeq and is a predicted model, not a curated record. The coding region runs from base 118 to 1986 and encodes 622 amino acids. The transcript has 13 exons.
UCCCUCCUCUCCUUCUCUCACCUCCACCUGUAGACCGUUGUAAACAACCCUCCAAAUAUUUCCCUCACUCUUUUUCCCUUCUCUCUCUCUCUCUCUCUCUCUCUCUCUGUUCCCAAAAUGCCCUCCGCCUCCCAUCACCUCCUCCUCCUCCUCCUCUCCCUCUCCUCCCUCUCCUCCACCCUCUCUCGCUUCGUCGUUGAAAAGAGCAGCAUAAGGGUCCUCUCACCGGAGCACAUCAGAGCCAAGCACGACGGGGCCAUCGCCAACUUCGGCAUCCCCGACUACGGGGGUACGAUGACCGGCGUCGUACUGUACCCCGAUAAGGGGACCACCGGAUGCAACCCCUUUGGUGGGCCCCCUUUCGGGUCCAAGUCCGGGAGGCCUGUGGUUCUGUUACUUGACCGAGGAGAUUGUUACUUUGCUUUGAAAGCAUGGAAUGCGCAAAACGCCGGAGCUGCUGCGGUCCUAGUUGCUGACAGUAUCGACGAACCUCUACUAACCAUGGACACCCCUGAAGAAAGCAAAGAUGAAGGCUACAUUGAAAAAAUCACCAUUCCAUCAGCUCUAGUCAACCGAGCUUUUGGUGAAGCCCUCAAAAAAGCCAUAGAAAAGGGAACUGAAGAAGUUGUAGUCAAAUUAGACUGGAGAGAAUCAAUGCCUCACCCUGAUGAAAGAGUGGAAUACGAGUUUUGGACCAACAGUAAUGAUGAAUGUGGUAUUCGAUGCGAUGAACAAAUGAACUUUGUUAAAAACUUUAAAGGUCAUGCUCAAGUUCUUGAAAAAACCGGUUUCACUCAGUUCACUCCUCAUUAUAUCACUUGGUAUUGUCCUCAACCGUUUUUAACUAGUAGGCAGUGUAAGUCCCAGUGCAUAAAUCAUGGGAGAUAUUGUUCUCCUGAUCCGGAACAAAAUUUUGGGGAAGGUUAUGAAGGUAAAGAUGUUGUGGUUGAGAAUUUGAGGCAGCUCUGUGUACAUAGAGUUGCUAAUGAGAGCAACCGGUCAUGGGUUUGGUGGGAUUUUGUCACGGAUUUUCAUGCUAGAUGCUCAAUGAAGGAGAAGAAGUAUAGCAAAGAGUGUGCUGAAGAUGUUAUAAAAUCUCUCCGUUUAUCUCUUGAUAAAAUCAAAGAGUGCAUGGGUGAUCCUGAAGCUGAUGUUGAUAAUGAGGUGCUGAAGACAGAGCAAAAAGUACAGGUUGGUCGAGGCUCCCGCAGCGAUGUAACAAUCUUGCCAACUCUGGUCAUCAACAAUGUUCAAUAUCGAGGGAUAUUGGAAAGGACAGCAGUUUUGAAGGCAAUAUGUGCUGGGUUUAAAGAGUCUACUGAACCUCCAGUUUGCUUGAGUGGAGACGUAGAAACAAAUGAAUGCCUCGAAUCAAAUGGUGGUUGUUGGGAGGACAUUCGAUCAAAUGUCACUGCUUGCAAAGACACUUUUAGGGGCAGAAUCUGUGAGUGCCCAACUGCGAAUGGCAUUCAGUAUCAAGGAGAUGGUUACACCUCUUGUAAAGCUGUUGGUCCUGCAAGGUGUUCACUGAACAAUGGAGGUUGUUGGUCGGAAACAAGGAAUGGGCAAACAUUUUCUGCUUGUUCAGAACUUCAGCUGAGUGGGUGUCGCUGUCCGUUUAGCUUUCGUGGUGACGGCCAUACAUGUGAAGAUGUUGAUGAAUGUAAGGAGCGACUUGCAUGUCAAUGCGAUGGCUGUACAUGCAAGAACACAUGGGGUGGAUAUGACUGCAAGUGUAAGGGAAACCUUCUGUACAUAAAGGGAGAGGACAUAUGCAUUGCCAAGAGAACAUCAAGAUUUGGGUUGUUUAUGACAAUCCUUGUACUAGCUUGUCUGGCUGGUGCCGGAGUAGCAGCUUAUGUAUUCUACAAAUACAGGCUUCGGUCUUACAUGGACUCGGAGAUCAUGGCGAUAAUGUCUCAGUAUAUGCCGUUGGACAAUCAGCAGACUGAAGGCCAACCUCUACGGCAGGACUCUGCAAUAUAACAUAAUUUUACAGGGAGGUGCCAUAUAGAUGUAAACAUUGAGGUAUUGCUCAUAAGUUUACUGGAGCUUGAGCCAUGAGAGUUAAAAUAUGAACUGAUCAGCUGAUCAUUUGCAUACACAACGAAAGAUAUUACUUGUAUAUGUCAGUGUACAAAUUAUUUCCCCCUCUCCUUUUUAAAUUUUAAUAGAUGGAAGAGAUGUAUAAUUUUACAUGGAUAAAUUAUAAUCGGUUGAUGAUAAUAAUUAGAUAAGGAAUUGUUGAGGUGAUUAA